Molecule: messenger RNA, 1863 nt
Organism: Solenopsis invicta (red fire ant)
Lineage: Eukaryota; Metazoa; Arthropoda; Insecta; Hymenoptera; Formicidae
Product: arrestin domain-containing protein 17
Exons: 7
Coding region: 163-1371 (402 amino acids)
Biological process (GO): protein transport
Cellular component (GO): cytoplasm
Source: RefSeq, a predicted model, not a curated record
AUUUUAGAAUAGAGGAGGUUUAUUUUAUAGUGUCAGCUGUGUGCGUCAUCGGUGCGUGUCCUGCAGAAGCUGCGAUAUUAAAUGUCGAUUACUGGUGAAUAACAAACGUGAAUGAAAUAAUCGGAGUGUUGUCAGAAUCCGGAGCAGCUAAAACGAUCCAACAUGGGCCUCAAGGAUUUCCGAAUAGCGUUCGAUAAUCAAUGGAGCACGUAUUAUCCUGGUCAAACUGUAACGGGUAACAUCAUUGUUGUCCUGGACAGUACGAAGAAGAUUCGUGGUAUAAGCGUGAAAGUGAAAGGCGAAGCAAACACUUGUUGGGCAACUGCAGAAGAAGAAAUGGACGAAAAGGGACAAUAUCGGGAUGACAGCCAGACUGUCACUGCACACGAAGAAUAUUUUGAAACGAAAUAUUAUUUGGUUGGAUCAUCCUCAGGUGGAGAAAUCGAAAUACAAUCAGGAGAACACAAAUUUCCAUUUACUUGUACUUUGCCGGCAAAUUUGCCAAGUAGUUUCGAAUCAGAUUUUGGACACAUUCGUUAUACCGUCAAAGCCACGAUGGAUCGGCCUUGGAAAUUCGAUCAAGAUGUUAAGAGUCCUUUCACAGUUAUCGCUCCUUUAGAUUUGAAUCAGGAACCCAGAGCGACCGAGCUCGUGCAGCAAGAAAUGAGUAAAACAUUUUGUUGCUUAUGCUGCGGCACACCACCUUUGACUGUGAAUUUUUCACUACCGGCUCGAGGUUACGUGCCUGGACAAUCAAUGCCAAUCAAAAUAAACGUCGAGAAUGCAUCAAAUAUCCGUGUGAACACCAUUAAACUCGUACUCCGUAAGAUUGUGACUUAUCGUGCUACUACGCCACGCACGGCUACUAAAACGGACGAAAUUGUGGUGACAGAAGUUAGUAAAGGACCAGUCGAAGCCGGUGGAACCGCCGAUUACGAGCAACAUCUGGAUAUUCCGCCUCUUCCGCCAUCGAAUCUGACUAAUUGUCAUAUCAUCGAUCUUGAAUACAAUUUGAAAGUAGAAGCAUGCGUUGAAGGAUGGUAUCAUUCCAAUCUGUCUGCCAAUACACUUAUCUUCGUGGGAACAGUUCCACUUGCGGUUUAUCAUGCUCCGAGUGCUCCACCAGCGGGAAUGGAUGGCGAUUACUCAAUGAAGCCACCGGCAGCUGGUUUUGUUAUACCUUCGACAAAUGCCGCGUUGCCUCCAUUGCCAGACGCUCAUUUGUAUCCGAACUUACCUCCGCCGUCCCUCGAGGAAUCGUCAAAUGGAGCCAGAAAUCUUCGCGAGCGCGGAGAAUCAGAACACGUUUAUGGCCUAGCUAAUCAUUUUGCGCCAAGAUAUCCAGUGUACAAUUUUGCACCUGUGCAGUAACACAAAAACAACGAACUGUUGCUGUAUUUAAAUUAGCUUUUGCCAAAGUUUCUGGAUCGCUUGCUUUGCUUUUUUAUUGAUAUAAAUUUUGACGUAUAUACAUAAAUCGCAAAGUGUUCGAAUUCAUUAUCGCUCCGCGAUCUAAAUACGUGAAUUACAUGAAUAACGCACAAUUUUUAACGCACAUACAUAAUAAAUUAAACAAAUGGAAGUGUCUUUAGCAUUUAAUUUGUACAUAUAUUCACGGAAGAACUAUGAAUGUGUUAAUACACAUAUGCGAUAAUAUAAUAUAUAUAUUUAUACCAAAGUAUUCAUAUUUGUACAAAUGUAUUGUAUCAUAAGACAAGAAUUAUAAAACAACGAUACGCUUUUUAUGUUUAAUUUUAAAAGCAUUACAAAAUAAGGUUAUUUGUAAGUAUAUUUUAUAAUACAUAUUAUAUAUUUACUUUAUGUGAUGUGUUAGUCAAAUAAAAGCUUGAAUAUAUGACUGCA